This is a messenger RNA of Pseudomyrmex gracilis, 1992 nucleotides long. Its product is annotated as ubiquitin carboxyl-terminal hydrolase FAM188A homolog. Gene Ontology annotation, biological process: protein K48-linked deubiquitination. The record is from RefSeq and is a predicted model, not a curated record. Gene Ontology annotation, molecular function: cysteine-type deubiquitinase activity; K48-linked deubiquitinase activity; calcium ion binding. Lineage: Eukaryota; Metazoa; Arthropoda; Insecta; Hymenoptera; Formicidae. The transcript is spliced from 5 exons. Bases 245 to 1624 code for a protein of 459 amino acids.
AGCGCACUUCACACAUCGCGCACAUUUAAGACGGAAAACGGUUCAAAAUGGCGACGUACUUGGCGGUUGUCUGUUGUACAAAAUAGGUUAUCGGGCGGUGCCAAUAAUUUUCUAACGAUUAUAAUCCCGAUGAGAUCUAGAUGAGAAACUUGUUACGAGACGUCAAGGUGUAUUAUGAUUAGCUCCAGAUAAAAGUUUGUGCAAACGGGCGCUUUAUUGAUAAUCGAGCGCGAACCAGAAGAUAAUGGCCGAAAAUGUCGUCACAAGCGACGACGAGCUCUUGAACAAUAUUAAAAAGCUCCUGUGGGGUUCGACCGUGAAGGAGGACAUUUUUAAGCGAUGGGCGCAAGGCUUUUACUUCAGUGUAGACGAGCCUACCGCGCUUGUGCAGAGAGAAGGCGGGCCUUGUGCUGUGAUAGCUUCGGUUCAGGCAUUUAUUUUGAAACAGUUGCUUCUCGAAGGUGAUGUUGUAACAUGGAACGCCAUCAAGGCCGAGAAAUGUGAUCAGUUGCUUGUUAAAGCCAUGACCGAAAUUAUCAAUCAAGCAGCCGACUCUCAGGAUCCCAAGUAUUUGCUAGUGCAUGUCAAUGACAACACUAAUGCCUUUUCAUGUAACAAAGAUAGCUCCGAUUCCAAAUCAGCAGAAUCCACAAUACAUUCAGCUCGGGAUAUUAGUGAAAGUAGUCAAAUUAAUGAGACACAAAUCGCAAGACAAGCAACAUUAGAUUCGGAAAGGUUUCAUUCUCAAUUGAGGAUAUUUACAACAAGUAACAUUGACGAUGUAGAGGACUUCUUUACAGAACGAAUUGGAAUCUUGAAAGAUCAGUACGGUAUACUUUUGUUACUCUAUACUGUAAUGUGUACAAAAGGCGUGUCGGGCAUAUGUGUUGAAAUGUCGGAUUCGGAACCCAUGAUUGAUUCGACUUACGGAUACGGAAGCCAAAGCUUGAUAAAUUUGAUGCUUACCGGCCGGGCUGUAAGCAACGUAUGGGAUCACGAUCAGGAUGUUGGCGGAUUAAAAUUUCGUGGUGUAGAUAAACAGAAUACAAUAGGAUUUCUGAAUUUACUAGAGCAUUUACGAUAUUGCGAAGUGGGAACAUUUUUGAAGUCGCCGUUGCAUCCGAUUUGGGUGCUGGGGUCCGAAACGCAUUUAACUGUACUCUUCUCUACAGAAAAGCGAUUAGUAAGCCCAGAAACGCCGGCGGAACAGGCGCGUAGAGUUUUUAGACGUUUCGAUCCGGAAGGGAAUAAUUUCAUUCCGUCAAAUUUACUGAAGGAUGUAUUGGCAGAACUAGGACUGGUGGCCGAUACCGAAUACGUCGACAUCAUAAGAAAAAAGCUGGACAAUGAAAAUCUAGGAAUAAUACUUCUCAAUUCGUUUAUGGAUGAAUUUUUUCCGGAAGAACAGUGCACCUGUCCGGACACGUUUGUCUUGUAUCAUUACAACGGUUUACAACGCAGCAAUCCGGAUAAUAAAGUGAAGUAUCACAAGGGACAAGCGGUAUUGCUUGAGUGCACCGUAAAGUGUAUCAUGGAUAGCAAUCCUAUGCUGACAGUUCUGCAAACAAAGUGGCCAAGGAUUGAGAUACAGUGGGACAUAGGACGAAAUCCUAGUUUAAAUUAAAAGUUACAAAACUGUAAUAUAUAUACAAUAUGGGGCCGACGCAUGUAGAGAGUAACCUGACCGAGCGCUUUUAUAGGAUACUAUUAAAAGAUUUAUUACUUUAAGACGUAGUCUAGUCAGAUCGGCCAUCUUCUGGUUUUGCAUCGGUGAACACUGCAAGAAUAUUGAGCAAUUAAAUAUAAUAGCCAAUAUAUAUAUAUAUAUAAAAUAUAUAUAUAUAUAAUAUCAAUGCUAAUUGGUGCCACACGGAAAAAAUAUGUAGUAUUUGUAAUGGUCAGUAUAAAACUAUUAAGAGAGAAUUGUUAUAUCUCAUGUCAAAAAUAUUGCACUACACAUGUCGAUUAAAAUAGUUUAUUUUUUAAAUGUUU